AAAGGAUACAAUCGUUCGUCAUAUUCAAAAACAUCGGUGCCGUGUACCACAGGCGUGCGAGGCUCAAGACCCAGAGACGGCAGCUCCAGACCUACCAGGCCCGCCGGCUCCGCCUCCUCCGCCUGCCGCACAUGUUCACCCCGAUCGCGGAGAUCUCCAAUGGUGUGAAGUGCAGCGCGGAGGGCCCCCCCGAGGGACGGACCAACGAGGAGAAGGAGACGACUCCCAACGGCAAGCUCCAGUCCUUGAUGUGCCGCCUGCUACUUCAGCACGAAGCCGCACACCAGGCCGCGGCCCGAGACGACAACCUGACGCUGACCUUGAAGGAAGGCCAGAAGCUAGAGGUGGCGCUGGAGACGGGCUACUAGGAGUACGUGCGAGUGGGCAAGUCCGCUCGAGAGGGCGAAGACUUCAAGGGCCACCCGAUGGGCAAGAAGCCAGAUGCCCUCCUGAAUAUGGUCGUUUUUCGGAUCUCCGAGGCCGCAGCCACCAACCGCGAGUGGCUGAUGAAGGCAAUCGAGCAGGGCCCCCACUCACAGGCGGCCGCCGAGGCCGUCGGUGUUCUAGAGAGGUGGGGCCAGCUCGUUCAGAAUCCAGACGCGAUCUUGAAGGCCACCAGAUGCUUCAAGAUCAGGCUCAACACCGAGGGCGAGGAUCAGGUGCGCUGGAUCUUCGCGUGCAACCACCACCCCGACCUGAAGACCGCCCUGAAAGUGCUGCGCCUCAACGGAGGCAUGGAGUCCGUGGCGAUCCUACUCGGUCACGAUCGCGGCCCGAGGUCAAAAGUAGCAAAGCAGAUCGAGCAUCUCGCCUUCAGGGACGAUGGCAAGACGAAGUCCGCAGGCAAGAAGGAGUCCAGGAAGUAGCUGUGCCUCGCCCCCGCGUCCGUGGAGCCCGUGGAGCCCAGGCGCCCUCGAGCCUCACAUUGGCGGCCAUUUUUGAUCGACAGAGGUCAGCGGCGGGACGAUAGCUUGGCAGUUUUGUGCGUUCUAGUUGGGUCUGAACGCAUACCUCCACAUCAAAUUUCUGACGUUGGUGAGCGACGUUGGCGUGGAGCUCAGGAUUUGCCUCAUUUUCGUGUCUGGGUCCGUGGGCGGACCGAGCAUGCCAAUGAGAUCGAGGGUGUACCCUGAGGCUCCGCUCGUGCCGCCGUCGCCGCCUGCUUCUCCUUCGGUCUUGUUUCCUCGAUCGCCCUGUUUGGGAGGUGCUGCCCCGAGGCCCUAGGGGGGGUCCGAGGGCCGCGCCCGUAGUGCCGCCUCCGCAGAGGCGGGGGCGCGUGGGUGCGGGGCCCUGGCUCCCCGAUCUUCUCGCGCGUUCCUGUCCUGGGCCCAUCAUCUAAAAUGCAGGUUUUGAGAUGCGCCGAUUCCGGUAGGUUUUCUAUGGCCUCGCACGAAGCGUCCGAUUGAGCGUGCUUGGGCGCAGUGCUGUGAAAAAAG
Messenger RNA from Prorocentrum cordatum, 1436 nucleotides. NCBI's taxonomy places the organism in Eukaryota, Dinophyceae, Prorocentrales, Prorocentraceae. The record is from the annotation of a GenBank genome assembly.